GAUUUUUCGUAAGGUUUUUGCUGUCAUGGUUACUUAUUAUUUAUUAACAAUAACAUAUUUAUGAUUAGGAUUUUCCUUGUAGUGGAAAAAUAUCGUGCUAGGGUUUUUAUUAUGUAAUGACUAAUAAUAUUUAAUUUAUUUGAAGCAAUUGAUAUUUUGAUAAUCUGAAUAAUAUUUUUUUAGAAUCUGUUUAGUCUGGAUUAUUAAUGUUCUACAAUAGUUGAAAAUCGCUUAGCAACAUAUUUCAUGAACUGAAUUCUUUAAGUUUUUUAAAAUAUGAAACCAUUUAGUAUAGAUGAAACAUAUAUUCGAAAUUCAAAUUAUUCACAGUUACAGAGAAAAUGCUUAGAACCAGAUGCAGUUGCAUUUUGUUCUCCUAAUUAUGUUCCAAUGGUUCAAAAGAAAACAUUCAACGAUCCAUUACUACCCAAACACUUAAAUAAAAAUACAAUAUAUGGCGUCAUAACAAAGACUAAUUUGUCUGCCGGUGAUGUGAUUUUUCCGAAAAAGUCCUCCGAUGGAAAUGGUAUUGAAGACAAAACAGAAACAGAAAUAUACAAAAUCUCCCAUCACACGUAUGGAAUUGGUGAACAGUUAAAUCGAAAGUACACAAACAAUUUUAAUCCAGAUUAUCGUUAUGGCAAAUCUUUAAAACGGUUACCAGCAGGUGUAUGGUUUAAAAGUAAUGUUCAAUCUAAAUCGUUAAAUGAAGAUAAAAACACGAUUACUGAUUAUGUUAAUAAAUUAUUAGAAAGCAAAGAGAACACACAAUGUCGUUAUCCGUACAUCGACCACCGACAGGGAAAAUUCAUAGGCAGAUCGUUUUUAAGAGCACAAGACGUUUUAACCAGAAAUGAGCCAGACAAAAAAGACUUUGAGCUAAUCGAUUAUUCAACAGCAGUCAGUAGAUUAAAACAUUAUAUCAAAGAAAAGAAAUGCGAUUUAAGGGAAUUGCAUGAAACGUUCAAACUGUUUGAUAAGGGAUUCACGGGGUGGCUGCCACUGGAACAAGUGUAUAAAAUAUGUUAUCAACAUAAAAUUAAGCCUGAGAAGAAAUUGUUCGAUCUUGCCUUACAUUCUAUUAACGCCAUUAAUAACAACAAAGUCAGCUAUAAUUUAUUUCUGGAUUUACUCGAUCCAAACGUUAAGUUCUCGACGGGUUUUAAGAAAAAUAACCGAACAGAUAUCGACAGAUUCAUUCCAACGUAUAAAAACGAUUAUGGCAAUACAUUGUCUCGUACCAUUCAAUUAAAUAAAGACCGCAACGAUUAUAUGCCUGUUAAACCAAUGGUCUUAGCUUAUCUGGAUUGUUUUGGGUCCGAAACGGACGUAAAAACAUUAUUGAAUCCGACAAUAUUUUCAAACUAUGGAUUGACUUAUAGAGACUUUUACAUAGGACGUAGUAAAGACGUAAUGAAAAAACUGUUCCAAGACUUAGGAGUGAACUUACCAAAUGACAUUUUCAAUAUUAUCUGGGAAAAUGCGUACCAAUGUGAUGGUGUCGACGACAAAGUGAGCGUAGAAGUUUUUAGACAGGCUCUUCAAGAGCUGGCGGAUAGAAUGAUCGACCAACAUGGCGACGAAUAGAUCAAUAGUUAAAUAAUAUUAUUCUGCAGACCACAGAUUAAACAAAAUUAUUCCAGAAAUUUAAAACCUUUAUUUUAAAACAUUAAGCUAUGGGUGGGCAUCAUCUUUAUUUAUCUAGACACUUUGAGAAAACGUCUUAUUUUGUAUAAGUAGGUAAUACAUAACUGCAGUAUUUUGGAAUGUAAAGGGUUAACGAGAAAAUUAACAAGAAAAUGGCAAAUAUGCAAUUUAUGAAUCAUUUAUAAACGUUAUAGGUACGUAAUAGGUAAUAUAUAAUAUACCUACCUAAUAAAAUAUUUUAUAUAUUUAAAAAUUGUAUUGUUGCAUAGUUAAAAAUAUUUAAAUUUCAAUCGAAUGAGCCUAACCAAGCCAUGGUACGUAAACCGUUGAUAUCGUUAAUGUUAUUUAUUUAGUAUCGAUUAUACGAUAAGUGUCGAUAACACGGUUAUCGUUAAUUCGUAAACCACGCAAAUAAUACCUUUGUUUUGUUGUCUAGACAGUGUUUACUUACUUUACCUUUGAUCAAUUACAAAAGGCAAACAUAGUAUAAUAUACUAUUUUUGUCAUCAAACUAUUAAAGUCCAGUGUACAAUAAUUUAGUUUUAUUUAUAACAAACAAUUUGUAUUUAUUUUUUUCCAUCUGUUGUACGUAUUUUACUUAUUUUCCCUCGUGUUCUAUAGAAACUAUAGCAAGGCCCGUGUAUAUAUCACUCACAAUCACACGCCUUUAUCCAUAACUGGACCAACAUAAAUUAUUUUGAAAUUAAAAACUAUUUCAUUGAAAAUCAUCACAAAAUGUUCUUAUUGAAUUCUGAGUAGAGCAAUAAAUGUAUUGGUUUUAGUAUUUUACAAUGAUGUGUAUGUUUUUUUUAUCUUUUAUUAUUUAGUGUCUGUCAUUACCAUUUGGGUCAUUAAUAAUGCUUCGAUUUUCCACUUCAGCAUUUUUUCUGGUAGGAAAGUGAUUCUAGUUGGUACUUUGGGGGUCGAAAAUAAACAGACAUUCGUAGUUUUCAAACGCAUUAAGAAAACACUCCUAAACAAUUAAGGGAAAACAGGGGUUUUUUACACAAAACAAUUUUUGACAAAAUCGAAUUUGUUUUUUUGGUAUAACUUAAAAACUUAUAACUGUAGAUACUUCAAACUUCAACAGAUGUUUAUAUGAAAACUUGCCAUUAAUGUAACGUUUUCAUAAUAUUUUGACUC
Molecule: messenger RNA, 2790 nt
Organism: Acyrthosiphon pisum (pea aphid)
Lineage: Eukaryota; Metazoa; Arthropoda; Insecta; Hemiptera; Aphididae
Exons: 8
Coding region: 277-1587 (436 amino acids)
Source: RefSeq, a predicted model, not a curated record